GGAUACAACUACUGCCACAGUUGCACCGAUUACCAAGGCCUGAUGCCUCGACCAUCCCCGGACACCGGUUACGAGGCGAUGAAUGUGUGUGCUUACUGCAUCGAAUACCUGAAUAUAACUGCCGGCGGGCGUGCCCAUUUGAAAGGUCUCCAGCUAUCUAAGCUCAAGAACUACAUCAACGCGUACAACAUCAGAGCAGAGCGGGCAGUAGAGAAGGAUGAUUUGAUAGAUGCCAUCUUAUCCGCUAAGGUGCGUUCACUUGCAAUGCCUGACUCGAGAGCAGUCCAUAUUCCUUUGCUUGCAGCAGCCAAUGGCUGUUUACCACCGGCUAAUGAAGUGCGUGUUUCUUGCACCUUGCACCGCAUGGCUAGAGAGUGCUGCGUUAGAUAUAUUAUCGCAAGUAUUCUGUGCCCGACCGAUCGAACAUGGCUCGCUCGCGGGGCAUCUUUUCGCGCAACUCAGCCGAACCGACUCGUGAGGCUCCAUUGCCGCCACGACCACAGCAAACAUACAGCGAAUUCGCGCGCCCGGAUCUGGCCCCCGAACCUUCCCAUACUCGAUACGCGCCACCUCCAGGACCUCCUCCCCAUCCCCGAUACGCUUCGCCUCCAGGACCUCCUCCUCACUCGCAGUCUCCUCCGCCGAGACCUCAUAGCACGCGCCCACAUCCGCCUGAGCCGCGUCCGCAUAAUAUACCUCCGGGACAUCCGCCGAAUCGUCCGCCACAAGCCGGGCCGCGGCCAUCUCGAUCGAGCCAGAAUCUGAACCCGCAUGCCGAAAGAGCGCAACCACGCCCGCGGGCUAGUUCAACUGCACCGACAUCGGCACCGCCGCCGAUCCCUAUACCAACCAUGGAUCAGUUGCUCGAGAUGAGCCCCGAUACAGUAUCCACGUUGUCUGUGCACAUCCUCAAGGAGACGCUGCACAUGAACCACGUGAACGCGGGCCAAGUGUUGGAGAAGAGCGAGCUCGUCAAGCGGGUCCGGGAUCUGGUCGAAGAGGAACGGAGACAGCGAGAGCGGCAUCGGCUGGCUGAAGAGCAGGAGGAACGGGAGAGGAUCGAGCUGCAGCACCAGAUGAUGGAGCAAUUCGAGCGCGCGAAGAGGGAGAAAGACGCGGCUGAUGCAGCGGGAGACAGCGCGGAUCAUGGCCCGGCAACAUCGACCACUCCUCCAGGCCGCUAGCGUUCAAACAGCCGACUGUGGUUCCUGAAAGACAAGGCCUUUGUGUGAUAUGCUACGACGAAGAAGCCUGCAUUGCAAUCGUCGACUGCGGGUGAGUGUCGUUGUCAUCCUCCAAGUAUCGACUGAGUUGUUUUCGAGGCACAUGUCAUUGUGUGUUGACUGCAGCAAGGUGAUCAUGUCCAGCACACGAGAGUGCCCGAUGUGUCGCACGCGGAUUGUGACUGAACAGCGCCUGCUCCGUAUUUUCAGACAUAACAUACAUACUUAAUUACACUGAAAUAUUAGAUAUCACCAAAUC
Mycena citricolor is the source of this 1482-nucleotide messenger RNA. The record is from the annotation of a GenBank genome assembly. Lineage: Eukaryota; Fungi; Basidiomycota; Agaricomycetes; Agaricales; Mycenaceae.